CCAGAUCUCAACGGGCUAUAGGGCAAACUUGGUACUUCAGAGUCGCCUUUAUUCGGGUAUCUGUCAUUGGGGCCCUGCGACUCGCGACUCGCUAACGAAACCAGCUGGUCGGUGGAGCUUCCAAAAAGUCUUGGGGCGCAUGCGUGCGGAGUGCGAGCGGAGGAGAAUGGCCGCAGUGGCCCAAGCGGGGGCGAGAAAGUGUAUGUGGCGGCUCUAGCGAAAUGAAGGAAUGUCGAGCGUGUCAUUUGUUGAAUUGCUCGUAAUGUCACAUCCCUGCAGCUCACCCUCGAUCCCUCGAUCCGCCAUAUUUCCACCCCGGCCGACGCGUUGGACUGCUGAUUUAUCCCGGGGACGUCUUAUAAAGGUGGCCUUUUCUUUUUACACUCCUCUCGUCUCACACUCUCCUCGGCUCUCCACCCAUCCCACGACCCCCACGCCGCGCCAACGACCAACGUCCAACUCUCAACACUCAACGCCCAACGCCAACGCCAACGCCAACGCCCAGCGCCGACGCCCGACGCCGACGCCCACGCCCAACGCCAACACCCAACGCAACACUCAACACUUAACGCCCUACGCAACACUCCACACAUCUCCAAUGAACGACUUCCUCCGCGACUGGGACGGCAACAUCCAAGGCUGCGCCUACUUUGUCGUCGACAGCCGCGCUGUCGAGUGUUACCGCUUCUACAUUGUCACGGACGGGUGGGAGGGCGGGUGUGUCGCCACGCAGCUCGAGUCGUUCGGGUUCAACUGGAAGAAGUUUGUGCGCGAGAACGAAGACCUGCUCAAGUACGACGUGUCGCUGCCAAACCGCACGCCGCGGAGCCUGUGGAUCGGGCCCCUCGUCUCCGCCUUCCCGCGCUUCGACAAAGCGUCGCCGCUGUACCGGCGCCCGAAGCAUGCGCGCAAGCGCUCGCCGCCGUACCGCUCGCGCCGGCGUGUCCCGCGCUCCCGCGUCCCGGUGCAGCGCUACCACAACCUCGACAUCCACAACCCAGACCACUGGGCCAAGUGCUGGUCGCUCAAGUACGGACCGUAUGGCCAUCUGCACGCAGACGAGACUGACGAGUCCGACGAGUCCGACGCGGACGUGUCCGACGACGACGCGGACGUGUCCGACGAGACGCCCAACGACCGCUGGGACGGUGCCCUCGGCGAGGCGGUCCGCAUUCGGGAGCCGAAUGCGAGAAAUCACCGGGAGACGUACGGGGACAACGGUCGGGACGAGUUCGACUCGGACUCGGAGUCCGAGGCCAUCGAGACCGAGUCCGAGUGCGAGUCCGAUGCCAACGCCGACUCGGAUUACGAGGACGACUACGCCGCCCGCGGCGCCCGGGGCCGCGGCCGCGGGCACGGCGGUGGGCAGGGCAAGCGCAAGCGCGCGGCCAGCCCCCCGCCGCACGCGCGGUCCGGCGACACGACGCGCCGCCGCGCGGCCGACCGCCCGAAGGACGUCGGCCCUCCCGUGCGCCCCAACAAGCGGCGCCAGUCCGCGAACCGGCGGGAGGCUCGUGAGACGGCUCCCGCGCCCGCCCCCGCGCCUGCCCCGCAGCGCCGGGUGCGCAAGCGUGCGGGCGGCCCCGCCCCCGCCCCCGCCCCCGCCGCUGCGCGCGCGCAGUCGCGUGCUGUGAUCGUGUACAUCCGCGCGCCGCCCGGCGGGGUGCCGACGUUCACUGUCCCCGAGUUCGAGGCGGGCAAGGAGUACCACUUCGUGUACGAGACGGUGGGGUCGCGGACCGGCACGCGCACGCGCGCCGCCGACGCGGACGCGGGCGAGGACGACGACGCCGACUUUCUCGAGACGAUGAUCAAGCAAAUCGGCCGCCGCCUCGAGCGCGGCCCCAAGGUCAAGCUCCUGUUCGUGGGGUGCGAGAAGUGGCAUGCGGCGCGGUCGGCGCGCGCCGUGCGCGCUCGCAAGGGCCGGCGCGCGGUCGAGGCAUACUGCCGCGUCCUGUUCCGGCAUGCGGCGGACAUGGUCGAGCUGCGCGGCGGCGCGGGCCGCCUCCCCCACGGCGUCGAGGAGAUUGUCGACCUGCUCGCGUUCCAGUCCCAGGACGAGUAUGACGAGAACUGGGCCGUGUGCAUUCCGAAAUAA
Messenger RNA from Cutaneotrichosporon oleaginosum, 2098 nucleotides. RefSeq lists its product as uncharacterized. The record is from RefSeq and is a predicted model, not a curated record. Lineage: Eukaryota; Fungi; Basidiomycota; Tremellomycetes; Trichosporonales; Trichosporonaceae.